AUGGCGAGUGGGCCACGCCCCGGGGGCGUUAAGCACAGCCUCCUCAAGGGAUCGUCGCAUUCUCCACCCGUAAGGGACCAGGGCUCGCGCUCUGGCCCAGUGGACUGCCCAGGAGCGGGUCUGAGGUGGGUCUACACCAACAGCUGCUUGCGUAAUGCCGUCUCUGUCAACGGAGGGUUAAUUUCGAUCAGCGUUGCCAUGGAGGGCGUGCAUCUGUACUCCGUGCGGUGUCGCUACCUCAAACCGGUGUCUCGUACAGAGGCAAAUCCAGUAGCCUCAGUAGCCCCAUACGCAGAAGGUUACAGUUCCGAGGAACGCCAAGGCGAGAUAAGGAACGCGUAA
Penicillium chermesinum is the source of this 342-nucleotide messenger RNA. RefSeq lists its product as uncharacterized. Lineage: Eukaryota; Fungi; Ascomycota; Eurotiomycetes; Eurotiales; Aspergillaceae. The record is from RefSeq and is a predicted model, not a curated record. Bases 1 to 342 code for a protein of 113 amino acids. The transcript has a single exon.